Molecule: messenger RNA, 753 nt
Organism: Exophiala aquamarina CBS 119918
Lineage: Eukaryota; Fungi; Ascomycota; Eurotiomycetes; Chaetothyriales; Herpotrichiellaceae
Product: D-lactate dehydrogenase (cytochrome)
Exons: 3
Coding region: 1-753 (250 amino acids)
Biological process (GO): lactate catabolic process
Cellular component (GO): mitochondrion
Molecular function (GO): D-lactate dehydrogenase (cytochrome) activity; D-lactate dehydrogenase (NAD+) activity; flavin adenine dinucleotide binding
Source: RefSeq, a predicted model, not a curated record
AUGCAGAUCAUUCGUUCCGGAGUACCUGUUGCUGCCAUGGAAAUCAUGGACGAUGUUCAGAUGUCUGUCAUCAACAGGGCAGGAGGCACAAACAGAACUUGGAAAGAGGUCCCGACGAUAUUUUUCAAGUUCUCAGGCACAAAAGCUGGAGUGCAAGAUAACAUCACAUCCACUACUCGUAUUGCAAGAGCAAAUCAAGGUGGCGAUUUCAUCUAUGCUCGUAAUGACCAAGAGGCCCAUGAUCUGUGGAAGGCAAGGAAAGAUUCACUGUGGAGCAUGUUAUCUCUACGACGAGAAGGAGAUGAAGUAUGGUCUACCGAUGUUGCGGUACCUAUCUCACGAUUGCCGGAUAUUGUUGAAAUCUCAAAGCAAGAAAUUGACGAUCUUGGCCUCUUUGCCAGUGUUUUGGGCCACAUAGGAGAUGGCAACUUUCACACGUCCAUCCUUUACAAUCGUCAAGACCCAAAUGAGCGCGAGAAGGUCGAGCAUGCGGUACACAAUAUGGUGAAUCGAGCAUUGGAAAUGGAAGGUACCUGUACAGGAGAACAUGGAAUCGGGCUUGGGAAAAAAGAAAGCUUGAUUCAUGAGCUCGGUUUGGACACGAUUGGGGUGAUGCAAACAAUCAAACGAGCCCUUGAUCCAGAUUGGUUGAUGAAUCCUGGCAAGAUCUUCGACGCGGUGAACGAAGGGCGAACCAAGAACGAGGCUGUUGCGACAGUUGCCUCAACACUCGAAAUACCUCGAGGCAAAUAA